Messenger RNA from Daphnia pulicaria, 2457 nucleotides. RefSeq names its product scoloptoxin SSD14-like. NCBI's taxonomy places the organism in Eukaryota, Metazoa, Arthropoda, Branchiopoda, Diplostraca, Daphniidae. The record is from RefSeq and is a predicted model, not a curated record. Gene Ontology annotation, molecular function: glutathione gamma-glutamate hydrolase. The transcript is spliced from 11 exons. Bases 857 to 2332 code for a protein of 491 amino acids. Gene Ontology annotation, biological process: glutathione catabolic process. Gene Ontology annotation, cellular component: plasma membrane.
CUUUUAGUUUAGGCAGGAUAUACCUGAAAACACCCACAGAAUAGUGAUAACCCUGACAAGGUCAUUGCGAAAAAUUUGCAUAGCCCACAAGGAAGUUUAUUAUGGUUUAACUAUAAGUCGCCGUACGCUGUUGUCAUGUCACUUCAUUGGACAGAAAACCGUGCCAAUGUUUUAAAAAGAAACCAAACUAAAACAAGUUCAAGUAUUUGUCAGUUGGCUUUGCUGCUGGUAGGAGAACUGCCUGGUAUUUCCCACAUUAGUCGAAUUGUGAUCUUGUUCUUAUUUCCCUACGUUCAUCGGGAAAACUAUCUGUUAACAUGCAGAUUAUUACGCUGCUCUUGUUUUGCUUGGGUGCCAAAGCAUUCGUCCAAAUUCCGGCACCCUACAAUAAUUUCGGGUGGUUCAUUGACAAUAAUAAUGCGUAUGCCGGAUUCUAUCCGGGAGGAGUGUCCCCCCACUCUAUGGCCACUCCUUUUCUUGCCUACCCCAACGCUUAUCCAUACCUUAACUACCCGUACACCCUUCCGUAUUACACUUAUCGAUACGGCAAUCAACAGGACGUUCCUUUCGUACCCAAUGUCGUCAAGACAGUCGAGACUUCCGGAAAGCCACAGCCUAGCCCUCCUAAAGUUGAGCAACCAAGAUUGCGGAUGCUGACGAACCUUUCUCUCCUCCGUCACCUUCCCGCCUGGGCAAAUUCAAAACGGCGGCUGUCAGCUCGGAUGGCAUUCCUUGCUCACAAAUUGGGCGUGAUGUAUUGGUGGAUGGAGGAAACGCAGUCGACGCCGCUAUCGCCACGGUCUUUUGCAUCGGAGCAGUUAAUCCGCAGAGCGCCGGAAUCGGUGGAGGAUUCCACAUGACUAUCUACGAUCCAGUUGGUCCGGUAGCUCAAAGCCUCGAUGCAAGAGAGGUGGCGCCUAUUGCUGCUACCGAAGACAUGUUCAAAGGAAACGCUUCCAUCUCUCAAAGAGGUGGUUUGGCCGUGGCUGUACCGGGAGAGCUGGCCGGUUCUUGGGCCGCCCAUCAGAAGUACGGGAAAUUACCUUGGUCCCGUUUAGUCCUGCCGACUGCUGAAAUGGCCGAGAAAGGUAUUCCAGUCAACAGUCACCUUGCCAACUCCUUGCAAGAAUUCGAGAAAUUAAUUUUUGACGAGCCUUCGAUGCGUAUUUUCGUGAACGAAGAAACCGGCAAAGUGAAACAAUUAGACGACAUAGUCAAGAAUCCACCAUUCGCUCAGACAUUGAGAACGAUCGCUAACGAAGGCGUUGGCGUCUUCUACAACGGAAUCCUAGGCGAUAAAGUAGUUGAGGACAUCCAGAAGAAAGGCGGAAUCAUAACCAAGGAGGACUUGAUACAAUAUCGCCCCGAAUGGAAGGAACCCAUCAAAGUGGAAUUGAACAACAAUUUCACAUUGUACUCUAUGCCUCCGCCUGGAUCAGGAAUUUUAACCGCUUUCAUCCUCAACAUUUUAGACGGGCACCUCGAAGGAGAGACAAAUGGAAAGGCAUCCCGUGAUCCGACGAAUUACCACCGGAUUGCGGAGGCUUUCAAACACGCCUACGCCCAUCGUACCAAAUUAGCCGAUCCUAAUUUCGUUCCGGAAGUGAAUAAGUUCACUAGAACUCUGAUGGCAGAUCCGGAAGCUCUGGCUGCUGAAACCUACGCCAAAAUCAACGAUUCGUUUACUUACAACGAUCCGGGAUUUUACGGGGCUGUUACCUACAAUCAGGAGGACCACGGCACUGCCCACAUGUCCGUCCUUGAUGGCAACGGAAUGGCCGUUUCAGUGACUUCAACUGUCAACUUAAAGUUUGGCGCUGGAUGGAUCUCGGAGCAAACCGGAAUCCUGAUGAAUGACGAAAUGGACGACUUCUCAUCACCCAACGUCAUCAACUACUUUGGAGUCCCACCCAGUCCGGCUAAUUUCAUCCGGCCGGGCAAACGGCCCAUGUCUUCCAUGACGCCCACCAUCAUCGUCAACUCGAGAACUGGACGGGUCCGUUCCGUCAUAGGAGCGGCUGGCGGCACUAAAAUCACCACAUCGACCGCCUAUGCAAUUAUCCGAAAUCUUUGGUUCGGCGAAACGAUCAAAGAGGCCAUUGACAGUCCGAGGAUGCACCACCAGCUGUUCCCGAUGAAAUUUCAAUACGAAAAGGGUUUCCCAUCGGACAUUGUCAACAACAUGACGACCAGAGGACACAGCGUCACCGAGUUCCCUGGGAACGGAGCCGUCGUUUGCGGCAUUACGGUGGAAGCGGAUGGAUUUAUUUACGCCAAUUCUGACUGGCGGAAAAGUGGCGAUGUCCAAGUCAUCGACCCAGUUGACUUGUAGAAGACCCCUCUCUUCUUCGAUUCAACAGUUGUUGAAACGUAUAAUGCCAAUUUUCUAACAAUAUCUCCUGUUUGCUCAAAUUCUUGAAUGUUGUUUGAUGAACUUCUAUAUAUUCACUUGUAAUG